AUGCGGCAGCCAACGCGAGCUUUGCUACGUCGUUCUCGCGCCACCAUCGUCACGCUUAAGCCGGGACGUCGCCACCGUCGUGCUCCAGGAGCUCGAACCUGUCACUUCCGCAUCGUCAUCGAGGUGCGUCUCGUCCACGGCCGCCUGGCCGGAAAAUGCACCAACGCGAAGCCAUCGUUGCGGCCUCAACGUGCAAACACCUGCACUGCGCACCAGAUCGGCAGAUCGGAGAAGAAGAAAGAAAGCAGCACCUCUGACGUUGUAUCACAUGCACUUCUUCACGCUGCGUGCAGUUUGGAUCUGCAACUACCGCGUCACCUUGAACCUGCAGUUGCGUAUUCUCCAUCGCGUGAAAAAACCUGCCCAACCCUAAAGCCCAACCUUUAUCGUUUUUUAUUAGGUUUACUUUCGCACCUGAAAGGCAGAAGACUCGCUAUUCACACACAAAAAGUAGUCUUUGCAAUCAACACCCUCUUUGUCGUGUCACUGUCCUCGUCUGAGGCUCGCCGCUGUCCUCGUCAACGACGUUCGUCGCCGUCCUCGUCAACGACGUUCUUCGCCGUCCUCGUCAACGACGUUCUUCGCCGUCCUCGUCAACGACGUUCGUCGCCGUCCUCGUCAACGACGUUCGUCGCCGUCCUCGUCAACGACGCUCGUCGCCGUCCUUGCCCUCAUCCUCACGACCCCCUCCUGAAAUUCUGUUCUUCUACUUGUUUUCUCACUGCAUUUGUUCGUUUCUCAGUGUCAAACCCUCACUGUCACCGGUGUCGGCGAUCUGAGCUUGUUCUGCAAAAAGCUCUUGCAGAUCUGCAGCAGAUGCAAACUGUUCAUAUAAUCGAGUGUAGAAGAGUACUAAAAUGGACAUACACAUGGGUUCUACUUACCCGAGCAUGAACAUGGGAAAAAACAGUUCUUUGAGUACUUACAAGGUGAAGCAGAAUCAGGCUUGGGGAAGAGUUCAAUGACUUUCGUACUAAACUAGCUGGAUUGACUAGGUAUACAUUACAUAUGUUUUGUUAAGCAUUUGCCUAGACUAGGCAAAAGAGUUAUUUAAAUCUGUCCUAUAAUGACUGUGGUAAAAGAGUUAUUUAAAUCUGACCUAUAAUGAUUAGGCAAGCUACAUGUUUUAUAACUUU
Molecule: messenger RNA, 1136 nt
Organism: Vigna unguiculata (cowpea)
Lineage: Eukaryota; Viridiplantae; Streptophyta; Magnoliopsida; Fabales; Fabaceae
Source: RefSeq, a predicted model, not a curated record